Molecule: messenger RNA, 2310 nt
Organism: Lobosporangium transversale
Lineage: Eukaryota; Fungi; Mortierellomycota; Mortierellomycetes; Mortierellales; Mortierellaceae
Product: tRNA synthetases class I (C) catalytic domain-domain-containing protein
Exons: 6
Coding region: 1-2310 (769 amino acids)
Biological process (GO): cysteinyl-tRNA aminoacylation
Cellular component (GO): cytoplasm
Molecular function (GO): cysteine-tRNA ligase activity; ATP binding
Source: RefSeq, a predicted model, not a curated record
AUGUCUGCCCCUGCCACGACCGCCGCUGCCUCGCGUAAACAGCCUCCAUGGCGCGUACCCGUCGCCAAGCCUCAACCCAAGUUGAAGCUAUAUAACUCUAUGACUCGUACCAAGACUGAAUUCAUUCCUCUCGAUGGUAACCAAGUUACCUGGUAUGCCUGCGGUCCUACCGUCUAUGACUCAACCCACAUUGGGCAUGCUAGAAAUUACGUCUCUUUAGACAUUCUGCAUCGUGUUAUCGAGGAUUAUUUUGGCUACAACGUGUUAUUUGUCGAGAAUAUCACGGACAUUGAUGAUAAGAUCAUUAAGCGUGCUCGUCAGAACUACCUUUUCAACAAUUUCAAGGCUGCCACCACUAGUGUCACACCUGAGGCCAUUGCCAAGGCCGAAGCGGCCUGGAAGUUGUAUGCGGAAUCAGAACUCAAGGCCAUUGAUGCCUCUGCUGCAGAUCAGUGGGCUGUCUUCUCGGACAAAAUUAAGACUGAUGCAGCCCUCAAGGCAUCCCUCAGUACUGCUCAUCCCAAAUUCGCUAUGCAUUUCUCAGCACUUCAGGAGGCUUUUGAUGCUAUUGAACAAUCCAAGAAGUCACCUGCCACUACAGAUGCUGCUGCCUUCUGCGAUGCCAACAAAACAACACUCUCCAACUUGCUGGACAAGGAGCUUUCGCACACGGUCAGUGACCCAAAGGUCUUUAGAGACUUGGCCGCUUACUGGGAGGGCGAGUUCUUCAAGGACAUGGAUCGCUUAGGAGUUCGCCGCCCCGAUGUGUUGACGCGCGUGAGUGAAUAUGUUCCUGAGAUUGUUGCGUUUGUAGAAAAAAUCAUCAGUAACGGAUACGCAUAUGAGGCUGAGGGAUCUGUCUAUUUUGACACUGCGGCGUUCGAUGGUAAGGAUGGCCAUCACUAUGCAAAGUUGGCUCCUUGGUCCAAGGGCGAUGCUUCUUUAAUGGAGGAAUCGGAAGGCUCACUCGGUAUUAAGCUGGCUGGAAAGAAGUCGAGUAUGGAUUUUGCUCUCUGGAAGGCAUCCAAGCCAGGUGAGCCUGCUUGGGACUCGCCAUGGGGACCCGGUCGUCCUGGAUGGCACAUUGAGUGCUCUGUUAUGGCCUCUGAGGUUUUGGGUAGUAAUAUGGAUAUUCAUUCUGGAGGCAUUGACUUGGCUUUCCCUCACCACGACAAUGAGCUGGCUCAGUCGGAGGCUUACCAUCAAUGUGAUCAAUGGGUCAAUUACUUUACACACUGCGGUCAUUUGCACGUUGAGGGCCAGAAAAUGUCAAAGUCUUUGAAGAACUUUAUCUCUGUUCAGCAAGCAUUGGAAAAGUACACUGCUCGCCAGCUUCGAUAUUUCUUUUUGCUUCAUCAGUGGGAUACUGGCGUUGAUUUCAGAGAGACCAGUAUGGGAGAGGCCAUCGGUGUUGAGUCAACUUUUAAUAACUUCUUUGUAAAUGCCAAGGCUAUGAUUGCAGAGGCCAAGCACACAGCUCUGGACUCGACUGGAACACACAACUUCCGUCGUCUGGAACUGGACAUGAUUGCAGCUCUCAAGGAGCGACAAAAUGCUGUUCAUGCGGCGCUUUGCGAUUCAAUCAAUACACCAAAUGCAAUGUCGGAACUCUUGGCUUUGGUCUCACGUACGAAUGUUUAUAUCCGUGAUGCUGGCAGGAAUUUGAAUGUGGAGGUGGUCAAUAAGGUUGCUCAGUAUAUCAGCAAGAUGCUCAGGACAUUCGGUUUGGACGGCGUAGUGGCAGAGCCUAUUGGUUUGGCCAGUGCAGAAGGUGGUGCUGGUGUCUCAGUUGAGGAUAUUGCCUUGCCAUACUUGCAGGCGCUCUCCACCUUCCGGGACACCAUCCGUGCUUAUGCUCGUGAGGGGCGUCCUGUGAAGGACAUGCUCGCUUUAUCUGACAAGCUACGCGAUGAGGACUUGGAGCGUCUGGGUGUCUCGUUGGAUGAUCGUGAGGAUGGGACAGCUUUGGUCAAAUUUAUUCCAGCUGAGGAAUUAGCUGCUCAGCGUCAGCUCAAGCUCCAGCAAGCGGCAGAGAAGGCAGCCAAGAAGGAGGAGCUUGCUAGAGCCAAGGAGCAGGCGCGUUUAGCCAAGUUGGAGAAGGGAAAAGUCCCGCCCAUGGAGAUGUUCAAGCAGGGACCUGGUGCUGAAGAGUAUGGCUCGUUCGAGGCAGAGACUGGUAUUCCCCUGACGGACAAAGAAGGGCAAGAGUUGCCCAAGAGCAGGAGAAAGAAGUUGACCAAAGAAUGGGAGGCCCAAAAGAAGCUUCAUGAAGAUUACCUUGCAGAGAAGGCCAAGGGUACCAUUGCUUAA